Hansenula anomala is the source of this 2151-nucleotide messenger RNA. RefSeq lists its product as uncharacterized. Gene Ontology annotation, biological process: long-chain fatty acid metabolic process. NCBI's taxonomy places the organism in Eukaryota, Fungi, Ascomycota, Saccharomycetes, Phaffomycetales, Wickerhamomycetaceae. Gene Ontology annotation, cellular component: endoplasmic reticulum; membrane. Gene Ontology annotation, molecular function: long-chain fatty acid-CoA ligase activity. The transcript is spliced from 3 exons. The record is from RefSeq and is a predicted model, not a curated record. Bases 1 to 2151 code for a protein of 716 amino acids.
AUGAGUAACUCUCUCAAAGAUUUAAACGCCAUCAGAGACAACUUCCCAAUUGACAAAAUCUACAAAUCAGUCCCAUUACCAGACUCCAAGUCUCCAGGACAUUCUUCAAUUUAUAGGAAUCAAUCAUCUCAAGAUGAACUGGUGGAGACUAUCCAUCCAAAGCUGACCACUUUCCAUGAUUUUUUCCAGCAUUCAUUGAAUCUAUACGGUGAUGAAUAUUGUUAUGGUGAACGUCCAAUCAUUGAUGGUAAAGUGCAAGACUAUUUCCAAUAUCAGACAUAUAAGGAGAUCGAACUUAGAAAGGACAAUUUUGCAUCUGGGUUGAUUACAUUAGUGCAGAACAAUCCAAAUUUUGAUUCAGCAGAAUUUCUAUGUAAAGAUGGGAAGCCAAAUUUCAUUGUUUCAUUAUUUAGUGGUAAUAGAUUAGAGUGGAUGCUAACUGAUCUGGCUACAAGAGAUUAUUCAUUACCAAACACUGCAUUAUAUGAUACUUUGGGCCCUGAUGCUUCUAAAUAUAUUUUGGAUCUGACAAAAAGUCCAGCUGUUGUGUUAUCUAAAGAGAAGAUUGUAAAAGUGUUGGAUUUGAAGAGACAAUAUGGAUUGAAAUCUCUUCAUUUAUUGGUAUCUAUGGAUACAUUAGAUUUUGCUAAAGAUUAUGGAUUGAUUCAAUAUGCUUCUAGUCUAAACAUUCAAUUGGUUGAUUUCAAACACGUUGAAAAUUUUGGAGCUCUCAAUAAAUUACCUAAGGAUUUCAAUUUACCAAAACCCUCAACUAUUUACACUAUAUCGUUUACUUCGGGAACUACAGGUAAUCCAAAGGGGGUGCUUUUAGAUCACAAGAUUGCAAUUUCUGGUAUCUCUUCAUGUUUUAUCCAUUUCAAAAAGCCUAUUGAAAAAAUUGAUGAAGAAUCCUAUUAUGAUUUUGCUAGUAAUGUUGAUAAUAAUGGGAAACAGCUACGUGCCCUGAGCUAUUUACCUUUGGCACAUAUUUAUGAACGAAUGUUGAUAAAUUGGGCAACUUUUACAGGUAUUGCUAUUGCUUUCCCUUCUAAAACUGGUACUGCAUCAUUAUUUGAAGAUUUGAAGAUUUUGCAACCACAUUAUUUCACAGGUGUUCCUAGAGUUUAUUCAAGAAUUGAGACUGCAAUCAAGACUCACAUUUCAUCACUGAAUUCAAUCUCUUUGAAAUUUUUUGAAAAAUCGAUGGAACAAUCAAAAGAAUCUUGGUUAUAUUCAUCAUUAUCACAUCUAAAUCAAUUGAAGGCAGAAUUAGGUUUCCAAAAUGUCAACUACUGUACAAGUGCUAGUGCACCAAUGUCACCACAUGCCAUUAAAUUUUUAAAAUCUUCGCUUCAUGUUGGAUUUGAAAACUCUUAUGGAUUAACAGAAUCAUUUGCGGUAAUGUCAUGUGAUGAUCCAUUUGGUGAUGCUUAUAUGGGUAAUGUUGGACCUCCUUGUGUUUCCACUGAGAUGAGAUUGAAAGAUGUUGAGCAUAUGGGGUAUAGUGCAAGUGGAGAUUCAACUCCUCGUGGAGAAUUACAACUACGAGGACCACAGAUCUAUUUGGGUUAUUAUAAAAAUGAGAAAGCCACAGAGGAAGCACUGGCUGAAGAUGGCUGGUUUAGUACAGGUGAUAUUGCAACUUUUGAUGAAAACGGUCGUAUAAUUAUCAUUGACCGUGUAAAGAAUUUUUUCAAAUUGAGUCAAGGGGAGUACAUUACACCUGAGAAAGUUGAAAAUACAUAUUUGACUAGUAACCAAUUGAUUACACAGUUAUUUGUCCAUGGUGAUUCUCUGAAGAACUAUUUAGUUGGUGUUGCAGGUAUUGAGCCUGAAAGUUUCAAAAAGUUUCUAAAGGCUAACUUUGAUAUUGAAGUUCUUGAUGAUAAUGAAGAUUUACCAAAGCUGUUCAAAGAUCCAAAGAUCAAGGCUGCUUUAGUGAAGACCAUCAAUUCUCAUGUUAACAAAUCUGGUUUACAAGGUUUUGAAAAACUUCAUAAUGUCCAUGUUGAUUUCGAACCUUUAAAGAUGGAGGAUGAAGUUUUGACUCCAACUUUGAAAUUGAAAAGAGAAAAUGCUAGAAAGAAGUUUAAAGAAAUCUUGGAAAACUUGUACGAUGAAGGAUCUCUUUUCAACAGGGACAGAUUGUGA